AUGGAUCCAGACAGCAGCAUGCCCAUCGAUUCUCCCGUCCCUGCUGUGCCUGUAACCCUGCCACCUCUCUCCGAGCUUGCUCCAGAGCCUGUAGAGCGGAUAGUAACGCCCUUGGACCCGAAACCUGCGCAGUCUCUCGACACUCACCUCCCUCCAGUAGCAACCACUUCGCAGCGAUCUCGCAGGGGUUCCCCGAUGGACCCUCAGAGUUAUUCCAACAUUGACCGUCCCCUCAAUGUCACCGACGCCCUGUCCUAUUUGGAUGCCGUCAAAAUUCAGUUUCAGGACCAACCAGACGUCUAUAACCACUUCCUUGACAUCAUGAAGGAAUUCAAAAACGAACAAAUUGAUACCCCGGGCGUAAUAAAGCGUGUAUCUCAUCUUUUCAAUGGCCACCCUAUGCUUAUCCAGGGCUUCAAUACUUUCUUACCUGUUGGCUACCGCAUCGAAUGUUCAAAAGACCCAUAUGAUCCUGGCUACAUCACUGUUACAACGCCGAGCGGAACGACAAUCCAAACCACGGGUAGCGGCUCAGGGAGACUAUCGUGGUCAACCGCUCCUGCUGCACCAGUUCCUCGUCAUGAGCUCGCUCCUGGUUUCAAUACGCCUGGUGAACAUAAUGCUCCUAUGCCCGUGGCGUCACCGGAUCCGAGAACGUAUGGAAUGGAUGGACAGGCCAUCGAACCAGCGGUGCAGUACGUCCAGAAGAUCAAACAGCGGUGUGACCCGGAGACCUAUCGCCAAUUCCUGGACAUCCUUUCGCGGUAUCACCACAAACCAGACACCAUUGAUGAGGAGGAAGUCUCCAAGCAGAUUGCACGUCUAUUCAAGGAUGCCCCCGACCUCCGGGCAGAUUUCCGUGUCUUUAUGCCUGAUCGAAGCCAACAGCUCAUGGAAGACACAGCCACGACCUCUCUCUCACAUGCACGUGACAGGGAGAAAACCCGCCGGACAGGGAAACUCGACUCUGUUGUGGGUUCAAUGAGCAAUCACCACAGUACCAGCAACGCACCUGUUGCCCUCCCUCAGAAACGGAAACGAAAGCCGGCAGAGAAGGAGCGUGAAAGGGAGAAGGAGCCUACGCCCGUCAAGACUGUGGCACCCCCAGCCAAGAAAGCAAAACAUGGCUCUUCAACGCAAGAUGUUUUGCCUACGUCCUACCCCACUCCAAAACCCAUCGCAUCUGCACCUUCCUCUCCUCGUCGCUCAUCCCACCAAGUGUUGCCUCCCCAAGAGGUUGCCCCACGAGCGCCUCCGGUCCACGACAAAACCUUAUUCUUUGAUCGUGUCAAACGUGCCUUGGAUAACCGAGACCUUUACAACGAAUUCCUCAAAUUGGCCAACUUGUUCGCUCAUGACUAUAUCGAUACUGCCCGCCUUGUGAAAGAAAGCAGGAACUUCCUGGGAAAUACCGAGCUGUACACACAGUUUAGGGAAAUACUUGGAUGGGACGAUAAGAAAGAGCGAGAACAUUUUUUGUCCGAGCAGCAUACCCAAAGUAAUUGGGCUAAACCUGCUAUCGCUGGGCUCCCGGAGAGGCCAGGUAGAAUUGACUUAGGCGAGAAGUAUGGGAGCUACAGGAGGGUGUCUGCCACGGAUGCGAACGUGCCCUGUUCUGGACGAGAUGACAUGUGUCGCUCUGUCCUCAACGACGAGUGGGUGUCGCAUCCAACUUGGACCAGUGAAGACUCCGGAUUCAUUUCACAGCGAAAGAACAUCUACGAAGAGGCGCUUCACCGAAGCGAAGAGGAGCGACACGAAUACGACUUCCACAUCGAAGCCAUCGUCCGCACCAUUGCGAUGCUCGAACCUAUCAACAACAAAAUUGCCCAGAUGAACCCAGAUGACCGGGCGUCGUUCAAGCUAAAACCCAACCUCAAUGGCACAUGGAAGGCCAUUCACCAGCGUGUGAUAAAGAAGAUCUAUGGGCGUGAGGCGGGGCUUGAUGUCAUCGCGGCGAUGCAGGAGACGCCUGCGGCUGCUAUUCCAGUCGUGCUGCAGCGGCUGAAGCAAAAGGAAGAAGAGUGGAAGCGCGCGCAGCGGGAGUGGAACAAGGUCUGGCGUGAUGUUGAUGCGCGCAAUUACGCCAAGAGUCUGGAUUGCCAGGCGGUUAUGUGGAAGGUGUCCGACAAGAAAGCCAUCACCGUCAAGGCGUUUGUGAAUCAGGUCGAGACUGCGCGGGAGGAGCAGCACGCUAAGCGUGCUGCGCUCAUUGACCCACUAUUUGCUCGCACUCGUCCGCGCUAUCAACUUUCCUUUGAGAUUGAUGUGGAUGAGGGAAUUUUACAGGAUGUCGUCAAGCUCACUUUUUCGUACCUUGACCGAACACAGGGCCAACUGUCGGCGGUUGAGCGGAAGCGAAUCGAGAACUUUAUGCGGGUGUUUGUCCCCCUGUUUUUCGUGAUUGGUUCUGUGGAGUUCAAUGCAGGCCUGGUUCACCAGGAGACGGUUGUGGAGAGCGACGUAGAGGUGGGCAACAACGGGGUGCCCAGCGACGGUGAGGACGUGGGUGAAGGCCCGUCGUCAACACCUCCGCCCCAGGCCCCCGUUGCGAAGGGACGAAACGGACGCAAGCACACUGCAAAUGUGUCGUCUGGGGGCGAUCUGCGCAAGAAAUUGCUCAAGAGCGAACAGGCGAAGAUGACUAACCGCAAGACGCGGGGCGGCCCGUCUCCAGCCGUAUCCCGGUUCGCUUCUCCCGCCGUCUUAGACGAUGAGCGUGGGGUGGGCGGCGAGGCGAUGUUCGUAUUCCCUCCUGGUGCGGGCAAGCGGUCCUCCAAGUUUAAUAACGUGUUCUUCACCAAUACCUCAUUCUAUGCCUUGAUGAGGUUAAUCGAGCUUUUAUAUGCGCGAUUGAAGGUGUUCAAGGGCAUUGCCGCUGAGCUUGCUUCAAAGGACGAGUCAUCGUCGAAGGGAAAGGCUAAUGCGAACAAUGCAGCAACAAAGGAUAACAAGCACCACUACGAAAUCUUGCUUGGACAGUGUGAGGCCUUAUUCACAAACGAGCUUGAGCAACACGUGUUUGAGGAUCAGACAAGGGCUGUCUUUGGAUACAAGGAGGCUUAUAAGAUCUUCACCGUCGAUAAGGUCGUCAGUGCAAUUAUCAAGCAGGUCCAAUCGAUCAUCUCGGACCCCAAGAGCCAAGAAUUGCUUGAGCUUCUCAAGCGUGAGAGGUCGUUGAACUCACCCACAACUCAAGACAGAAUCAACUACCGUCAUCAAGCGGAAAAUAUUUUAGGACCCGAUGAAAAUGUUUUCCGCAUCGACUGGCUAUCUGAAAGCAAAACGAUGACGAUACAGCUUAUUGGGAAGGAUGACUCCAUGUUUGACGAUUCCGAGGCGCUGACAGGGAGGUGGCAGUCCUAUGUUGAUGCUUUCGUCUCGGGAGAUACGACUGAAGGGGUUCUACAAAGUCGCGUCAAGAAACCGUACCUGCGAAGGAAUCUCCCUUCUGCCGUGAAAGAGACCGUACCCGAUGUUUCUUCACAAGACGGUUUAGAGAUAAAAGUCUGCUUACGGACUUACAGAUUGUUCUAUGGCUCCCAUACAGAGGAUAUCAUGUGGAAGUAUCGGAGUAAGGAUGAGGUAGAGAGGAAUUCCGUGCAGUUGGCAGCUAGGAACGCCUUACGGAGGAAGUGGUUAGCCAAUCUCAAUUCCUCGAAAACAGAUAGCGCAAUUGUGGCUCCUGGUUCGAGCCCGAGUGAAGACGUUGCACUGCCGGUGGCAACGACUGAGACGACGACGACGUCAUAA
Molecule: messenger RNA, 3753 nt
Organism: Psilocybe cubensis
Lineage: Eukaryota; Fungi; Basidiomycota; Agaricomycetes; Agaricales; Agrocybaceae
Exons: 12
Coding region: 1-3753 (1250 amino acids)
Biological process (GO): negative regulation of transcription by RNA polymerase II
Cellular component (GO): Sin3-type complex; chromatin
Molecular function (GO): transcription corepressor activity
Source: RefSeq, a predicted model, not a curated record